Molecule: messenger RNA, 1620 nt
Organism: Colletotrichum orchidophilum
Lineage: Eukaryota; Fungi; Ascomycota; Sordariomycetes; Glomerellales; Glomerellaceae
Exons: 5
Coding region: 1-1620 (539 amino acids)
Biological process (GO): carbohydrate metabolic process
Source: RefSeq, a predicted model, not a curated record
AUGUCCUUACGCACAGUAUUCGACCUGCUGCUACCCCUGGGUCUGCUGGUCGGCCAGACCUACGCGGCGCAAGAACCUCUGACGGGUGAGGAUCGGGAAGCAUGUCCAAACUACGCGCAAUACUCUACGUUUCCCCAUAAACCUCUGAGCGAAGGCCCCCUUGGCCUGCCCUACCAACGACCCGAUCCUCGAUGUCGAACCUUUCGUUCCGACGCCAUCGAGAAGGUCAUCGAAGACGUCACAUCCAGAAUGAAAGACCCUGACCUGGCCAGGCUCUUUGAGAACGCGUUCCCCUCGACGACUGACACCACUGUCAAGUUCCAUACCGAUGGCACCGAUACUCGAUUCGUCGAUCUCAAGGGCCGUAGCAUGCGCGACGAAGGCAAAUGGGAGGGACCGCAGUCAUUCAUCAUCACAGGCGACAUUAUUGCCGAGUGGCUGCGUGACAGCACGAACCAGUUAUCGCCCUACCAAGCUUUGGCCAAGAAGGAUCCAGCCAUUUUCAAGCUGAUCCUAGGAGCCAUCAACACACAGGCGGAGUAUGUCAUUGAGUCGCCGUAUUGCAACGCUUUCCAGCCCCCUCCGAUUGCGAAUCUGCAGCCGAGUCACAAUGGACAGGACGACACCGUGCACCCCAUCUACGAGCCCUCGUUUGUGUUUGAGUGCAAGUACGAGCUAGAUUCUUUGGCGCAUUUCCUCGCGCUGGGCAAUGACUUUUACGAGCACACAGACUCUAAGGAUUUCAUGACGGGGAGGUGGUUUUUGGCUCUGGAGACGGUGCUUAACGUCUUGGAGGAACAGUCCCGCUCGACGUUCGACCCGGAGACGGGCCGCUUCCAGAAAAAUGAGUACACCUUCCAGCGCAGGACGGACGCGGGUACCGAGACGCUAAACCUUAGGGGCGUCGGCAACCCCCUGAAUAACGGCACGGGUCUCGUGAGGUCGGCCUUCCGGCCCAGCGAUGACGCUACGAUCCUCGGCUUCUUCAUCCCAGCGAACGCCAUGAUGGCCGUGGAGCUGAAGCGCACGUCCCUCUUCUUGAAGGAGGCCGGCAAAGACGUUCUUUCGCAGACGGUGGACAAGUGGAGUCAAACCAUAGCCGAUGGCGUUUGGAACAACGGCAUUGUGAAGCAUGCCAAGUACGGAGACGUUUUCGCGUACGAGGUCGACGGGUACGGCUCCGCCAUCCUCAUGGAUGAUGCGAACUACCCGUCGCUCCUGGCACUUCCUCUCAUGGGGUUCUUGCCUGCGGACGACCAGACGUACAAGAACACCAGGAGAAUGCUCUUGGAGAAGACUGGCAAUCCCUACUUUCUCGAGGGCGUUGCUUUCCGUGGAAUCGGAGGACCCCACAUUGGUCUGUCUAACGCCUGGCCGAUGAGUCUCUUAAUCCAGGCACAGACAUCCGAAAGUGACGAGGAAAUCACCGAGUGCCUUGACUUGGUCCUGAGCUCUGCCAAGCUUGGGUUGGUCCACGAGAGUGUCGAUGUCGGCCGCAUCACCGCCUACACCCGAAGCUGGUUUGCAUGGGCCAACGGCGUCUUUGCCGAAACGAUUUUGGACCUUGCCAAGCGGAAGCCUCAUCUCAUCUUUACUGACGCGAAGCCUUACAGCAUCUGA